Molecule: messenger RNA, 2170 nt
Organism: Galeopterus variegatus (Sunda flying lemur)
Lineage: Eukaryota; Metazoa; Chordata; Mammalia; Dermoptera; Cynocephalidae
Gene: TMEM38A
Product: transmembrane protein 38A
Exons: 7
Coding region: 1-834 (277 amino acids)
Biological process (GO): potassium ion transmembrane transport
Cellular component (GO): membrane
Molecular function (GO): identical protein binding; potassium channel activity
Source: RefSeq, a predicted model, not a curated record
AUGGCCCGAGGGACAGGCUACUUCGUCGUCUCCAUCCUCUACCUCAAAUAUGAGCCCGGAGCAGUCGAGCUGUCCCGGCGCCACCCCAUGGCAUCCUGGCUGUGUGCCAUGCUGCACUGCUUUGGGAGCUACAUCCUAGCGGACCUGCUGCUAGGAGAGCCCCUGAUUGACUUCUUCGGCAACAAUUCCAGCAUCCUGCUGGCAUCAGCUGUCUGGUACUUGAUUUUCUUCUGUCCCCUGGACCUUUUCUACAAGUGCAUCUGCUUCCUGCCUGUGAAACUCAUCUUUGUGGCCAUGAAGGAGGUGGUGAGGGUCCGCAAGAUUGCAGUGGGCAUCCAUCAUGCACAUCACCACUACCACCAUGGGUGGUUCGUCAUGAUUGCCACUGGGUGGGUCAAAGGCUCUGGCGUUGCCCUCAUGUCCAACUUUGAGCAGCUGCUCCGAGGAGUCUGGAAGCCAGAGACCAAUGAGAUCCUGCACAUGUCCUUCCCCACCAAGGCCAGCCUGUAUGGAGCCAUUCUCUUCACCCUCCAGCAGACCCGCUGGCUCCCAGUGUCCAAAGCCAGCCUCAUCUUCAUCUUCACCAUGUUUAUGGUAUCCUGUAAGGUGUUCCUGACAGCCACUCACUCCCAUAGCUCCCCAUUUGAUGUCCUGGAGGGGUACAUCUGCCCUGUGCUGUUUGGGACGGCCUGGGGAAGUAACCAUCACCAUAACAACCACGGCGGGUCCCACGGUGGCAGUGGGCCAGGCACCCAGCACUCAGCCCUGCCCACCAAGUCCAAGGAGGAGCUGAGUGAGGGCUCCAGGAAGAAGAAGACCAAGAAGGCAGAUUAGGGGGGUGGCCCAGGGGCCCUGAGGGGCACUGGGGAGAGGAUCCAGACCCAAGACCCUCAGAGCUGGGGGGUGUCCUGGGAUCAGAUCUCCCCUCUCUGGGCCUUGACUUCCCCAUCAGCAAAUUGGGGCCAUCAGCCCAACCUCCAGGGCUGAUGUGGGGGUUCAAUGAGAUAUGCGGGUAAAGGACUUUGGGAGGAAUGGAGAGUCCCCCCCUCUCUGCCAGGCCCUUGUAGAAUCACAGCUUUUGGGAGGGGGUAACACACAGAAUCCUAGCAACGGCUUCAGCCAGAAAAUCCUGGCAGCUAUAUUCUUGGUUCUAUUUUUUUCUUCUUUAAAAUUGUGUCUUGACUCCAAAAGAAUUUCAAGCCAUGUUGAGACUCAUUCAUUUGAUGGACAUUUCCUAAGUACCUACUGAGAGACUUAUGCUGUGAUUUUGAAGUCUCCUCUUGCCCAGGCACCUCAGUGGCUAGAACUUCUCCCAUGCCCAGAAAGUUCUGCCUCCUGCUGGGCAUCCCUGGGAAAGUGGCCUCCCUUCUCUGAGCCUCACGUUCCCCAUCUGUAUAGUAGAGACCCUUUGUCCUCCUCCAUAUGGAAGGGCUGUUGCAAGGCUACACAUGAAAAAACCCUUAUGCGCUCAGAAGCACCACACAGGAAGGGAGAACAGGGUCUUGUAAAUUAUGACUGAAAAUGGCUUUGCAUUUUAGAUGAUUUGUGUUUGUGGAUCAGAGAACCUCACAAGUUAUGCCACACAAAGGAGGCCCUCAGUAGACAUGUCUAGGGCUGGCCUGAAAAUUCAGAGGGUGCAAAAGGCUUGUUCUGAUUCUUGGCUUCAGGCUUCCCCUAAACCAAGGAAAUGCAGCCAGCUGGGUGGGGGUUCCAAGAUCCACCUCUGUCUGGGGGCUCCAAGUACUCAUAGUUAGGCUCAGAAAGCAUGAGGCCUCCUUCAUGCUGGAGUCCUUCAUUGCCAUUCAUUCAGUCAUUCAACAAACAUACUGAUGCCUGCUCUUUGCCAUGCUUUGUGCUGCAACUGGGCAGGCCAGGGACUUGCUUCAGGGUGAGUAAAGGGGAUGAUAGUGGAAGGGUCCCUCCCGGCCACCUCGUCUCAGCCUAGGUCAGCAGGACAUCUAAGAGGGUGGGUGGGGUGGGCAUGCCCAGUCUCAGGUGAGGUUUGGGUCCCAGGUGUUGUGCAGCUGUUGGGAAAGUGCCUUGUUCCAGGGAUGCCUGGGUUGGGGUUGGGUGGAUUCUGGGGCAGUAAGCCCCAAUUUCAUCCUCUUGCAUGUCUAUCAAAGCUUGGCAGGAGGAGUCAGCCAAUAAAUCGGUUGUGAAUGAACCCUCA